Messenger RNA from Dromiciops gliroides (monito del monte), 1226 nucleotides. Its product is annotated as butyrophilin-like protein 2. Gene Ontology annotation, molecular function: signaling receptor binding. Lineage: Eukaryota; Metazoa; Chordata; Mammalia; Microbiotheria; Microbiotheriidae. The record is from RefSeq and is a predicted model, not a curated record. Gene Ontology annotation, biological process: T cell receptor signaling pathway; regulation of cytokine production. Gene Ontology annotation, cellular component: external side of plasma membrane. The coding region runs from base 45 to 1226 and encodes 393 amino acids. The transcript has 5 exons.
CUUAUUCUCAGUACCUGCUUGCCUUAUCAGAUCUGGCCAGGGGGAUGGAAGCCAGCUUUUCCAGGAGACCCACUCUGCUCUUGAUCAUCCUGUGCCUCUUCCUUUACGUUCCCCAUCUUCUCAGCUCAGAAACAUUCACAGUAUCUGGUCCCCUGGUCCAGUCCACCCUGGCUUGGGUGGGUGAAGACGUCCUGUUCUCCUGUCACCUCCACCCUAAGAUGGAUGCUCGGGAUAUGAUUGUGAAGUGGGUCAGAGGCCCACUGGUCGUGCACCUGUACCGCAUGGGGCAGGAGGUGGAGGAAGUCCAGGCUCCUGCAUUCCAAGGGAGGACAAAGAUGCUGAGACAGGACAUGGCUGAGGGGAAGGUGACCCUGAGAAUCCACCAGGUCCAGCUCUCUGAUGCCGGCCAGUAUACAUGCUAUUUCCAGGCAGGAACCUUGUACAAUGAAGCCAGCUUUGAGCUUCAGGUAGCAGAACUCCCCACAGGACCCUUCACUGUGAUGGGCCCUUCUCAGCCAAUUCAGGCCAAGCAAGGGGAGGAUGUCAUGCUCCCCUGUCACCUCUCCCCUAAGAUGGAUGCUAGGAAGAUGAUUGUGAAAUGGUUCCGAGGCCAGACCCUUGUGCACAGAUACUGUAAUGAGGACAAGGUGGAGGAAACCCAGGACCCUGAGUUCCAAGAGAGGACAGAGCUGCUGAAACAUGACAUGGCUGAAGGGAAGGUGAUCUUGAGAAUCCAACAGGUCAAGGUCUCUGACACUGGUCUAUAUGUUUGCCUUUUCCUGUCACCUGACUAUAACAAUGACACUGAGUUUGAACUGCAAGUAACAGAAAUGGAAUUUGGGGACCUAUUUUCAGAGAAUCUAUCCAUAUCUCGGAAGACAGACUGUGAAAGGAUUGUGGUUGUAUUCCCGAUAGUCUUCUCUGGCUUCUUAGUGAUUUAUUUCUUUUACCAAAGUAAACUAUGGAGAACCAGAGGGGAAGAAACAAUCCUUGACUCAGAGUCAGAGGAGGGAUUAGGACCUAGGUCUCCAGUCUCCCAGUCCAGUUUUCUUUCAGCCACAUGGCUGAUUUUCUCCCUUCUCACCUCCACCCGAGGUUUCUUCAGCUCUGCCAACAAAGCAAUUCCUGGUCUUAGAACUCAGGAUGAACAGCUGAGCAGGGAGCGGGGCCUUUGGUCCUUCCAGACUCACUCUAACCCCAAGCUCACUGUCCAUACCCAUGCCUAA